Molecule: messenger RNA, 483 nt
Organism: Gamsiella multidivaricata
Lineage: Eukaryota; Fungi; Mortierellomycota; Mortierellomycetes; Mortierellales; Mortierellaceae
Product: kinase binding protein CGI-121-domain-containing protein
Exons: 4
Coding region: 1-483 (160 amino acids)
Biological process (GO): tRNA threonylcarbamoyladenosine modification; telomere maintenance via recombination
Cellular component (GO): nucleus; cytosol; EKC/KEOPS complex
Source: RefSeq, a predicted model, not a curated record
AUGGCUUGCUUUAUAUCCGUCAUGAACGCACCGGAUCUCAAGGAGCGUCUCCAAGCCCAGGACAAGACCCUUACUUUUGCCAUGGUUGAAUCAAAUCUGAUCAUGGAUGUCUUUCAGCUGCUUACAGCUGCAACCAAGGCCGCUGUAGACAACGAGGCAGGAAAGCUAAGCACCCAGUCCUUGAACUCUGAAAUCAUUUACAACCUCUCACCGACCAAAAACAUUGCAGAGUCGUUGAAGCGCUUUGGUAUCACAGAAGACACCAAAUCGUUGAUUGCGGUCAGGAUUGGUGGCAACCCAGACGAGGUUUUGGCUGACAUGUCCAAGACCGUGGACGGAAUCCUAGUCUCGUUCUCAAAGCUGGAUCAGGAAAAGGACAUGGCAAAGCUUCGGCAGUACUACAAAAUCGACCCCAAGAUGACAGAGGACAAGGCCAUUUUGAACUGGAUCAUCGGAGCCAUGGCUAUGAAGAAUAUUCAAUAA